Messenger RNA from Vombatus ursinus (common wombat), 1556 nucleotides. RefSeq names its product germ cell nuclear acidic peptidase (gene GCNA). NCBI's taxonomy places the organism in Eukaryota, Metazoa, Chordata, Mammalia, Diprotodontia, Vombatidae. Gene Ontology annotation, cellular component: nucleus. The transcript is spliced from 10 exons. The coding region runs from base 67 to 1155 and encodes 362 amino acids. The record is from RefSeq and is a predicted model, not a curated record.
CGAGCUCCUUCCCGAGGCGGACAGUGGUCGCUCCUCGGGGUCGGGGUCGACCCAGUUCGCCGGGCCAUGGCGCGGGUGUUGAGAGCGGAGGCUGACACAGCCGAGCAAGACCUGAGCACUGCUGAGGAGGGACAAGAAGGACAGAACCAGAAGUGUGCCAGUCCUAAAGUUUUGGAGUCUAGUAGCGAUGAAGAAUUUGAAACUGUGUUAUCCCAUGUAAAAAUUCCAAAGAUCUCAUCUUGUUCACCUUGGGAGGAGAGAAAUGACCAAUGUGAUGAAGCUGGUAACUCCACUGGUGAGCUGGUGAAAAGAAAAGCAUCUGGAGAAAAGCCCAAAGAAAAGAAAGCCUUCAAGACUCCUUCCAGGGAUGUUCCCAGCUCAGUUCAGGAUUCAGGGGCCCCCACGCCCGGCUUUUCAGGUGCUUCGGGGCUAAUGCCUACCUUGUCGACUCCCCCAGUCACAUCAGCCAGUUACGCAGAUGCUCCGAAAAGCGGUAGAAGGAUAAAUACAUGCCAGGUGGCUGGCUGCUUCCUGGCUGAGCUCUCCAGUCCCGCAUCAGAUUAUGUGAAAUACUUUCAGCUGAAAAGGGAGGAGUUGAUUUGGAAGCUCUAUCACUUGUAUAACGCCACGAUCUUCGGGAAGCAGUUGCCAGAGAGAAUGAGCAUCAGCUGGAAUAAAAAGAUGCGUACAACGGCGGGAUUCUGCCAUUUUUCAGGCAGGGAAGAUGAUCUACCAUCAAAUCGCAGUAUCCGAAUUGAGCUUUCUGAAAAAGUCUGUGACUCUGCAGACCGGCUCCGGGACACCUUGAUUCAUGAGUUAUGCCAUGGGGCUACCUGGCUGUUUCAUGGCGUCAGAGACUGUCAUGGUCCCUUUUGGAAGAUCUAUGCCCAAAAAUCUGUGUUGGUGCACCCAGAACUGCCUGCGGUGAAACGCUGCCACUCUUACGAGAUUCACUACAAGUUUAUUUACGAGUGUGCUCAGUGCAAAGCCAGGGUUGGCCGGCACUCCAAGUCGCUGAAUGUCAGUCGUGUAGUCUGUUCUCUGUGCCACGGGUCUCUAAGACUGCUCCCACCCACCCAGAGAGCUGGCACAUCUAGUCAGACUCAGCCCACUCCAGCUGCCACAUGUGUGACAGUAAGCCACCACCGCUGUUAAUAAGGGAAAAAGGGUUCAUUUGCACCAGACAGAGGUGACAAAUGCUGACAUCCAGUAGGAUACGGUAACCACGGAUCAGAAUAUUGCUGUUUCUAGAAUUUAUUUAGGGAGGAUUAGCUGGAAAAAUAACAUUGAACUGUUCAAAUUUUUUUCAUGUGUUUGAUGUAAAAUUUAGUGCUGAUUUAGAAUCCUGUGCAUUUGAGUAGUGAUUUCCUGUCAUUGGCCAAGAAACAUCAGGAUUGUGGCUGUGAAAAUAUCUAGCUGCCCUCUCCUUUUGCCUCCACGGACCCAUGAUUCUGACAGUGUUGGGAGCUGAACUCGUUUGGGUGAAAUGGCUAAGAGGAGGUAAAGCCACAGCUCUCUAAGCAGGGAGAAGGGGGACUGCCCCAGAAAAACCAGAA